AUGGCAGCACCCAGGCUAAUUAAUCUCGCUUGGGCAGUGCGCCUAAAACCGACGCACAGGCAUUUCCCACACAGGCGCGCCCGAGUGCGCGCUGAGAACCACCACGUUUACAUCCCGUAUCUGGCAGAGCGGAGGCUGGCGACGUUAGCAAACAAAUACUGGGCUCCGCAUGUGAAGAAAAAGUUGCCUUUUGAUUCAAAGGUUAUUGAAGAUGUGUAUGCAAAAGAAAUUGUCAGGUCAAAGUUUGCUAUUAGGAAGAUAAUGCUUCUUGAGUUCAGCCAGUACCUUGAAAAUUACCUAUGGAUGAAUUAUUCUCCCGAGGUGUCCAGUAAGGCAUAUUUAAUGUCAAUCUGCUGUAUGGUGAAUGAGAAGUUCAGAGAGAACGUACCUGCGUGGGAGACAUUCAAAAAAAAGCCAGAACACUUUCCCUUCUUUUUCAAAUGCAUACUGGAAGCAUCGCUGGUUGAAAAUGACAGUGAAUUCUCUCUACAUGAACAGACAGUCCUCCUACUUUUCCUUGAUCACUGCUUCAAUAGUUUGGAAGUGGAUUUGAUCAGAGGUCAAGUGCAGCAGCUCAUUUCCUUACCGAUGUGGAUGGCUUUACAACCUAAACGUCUGGAACAAGAGCUGAAAAAGACACCAAAGCUAAGAAAAUUCUGGAAUCUAAUUAAGAAAAAUGAUGAGAAAAUGGAUGAGAAAACAAGAAUGCAAGCAUAUCGGGAGAGAAGAUUUCUUUCACAGCUUAUUCAGAAAUUCAUUUCUGUGCUAAAAUCAAUACCUGUCUCAGGUCCUAUUUCUAUGGACAAAGUUCAUUAUUGUGAGAGGUUCAUCGAACUCAUGAUAGAUCUUGAGGCCUUGCUUCCCACACGACGCUGGUUUAAUACAGUAUUAGAUGACUCCCAUCUUGUUUUUCACUGUUACCUGUCUAGUCUUGCCAAGAGAGAAAAGGAGGGUCACCUCUUCUGCCAGCUUUUAGAUAUGCUUAAAUUCUACACUGGCUUUGAAAUCAAUGAUCAAACUGGAAAUGCUUUGACAGAGAAUGAGAUGACAACCAUUCACUAUGACAGAAUUACGUCUUUACAGAGAGCAGCUUUUGCACAUUUCCCAGAGUUAUAUGACUUUGCACUCUCAAAUGUAGCUGCAGUAGAUGCUCGUGAUUCACUGCUGAAGUUAUUUGGACCCCUCAGCUCAAAUAUGCUCCACCAGGUGGCAUCAUAUCUUUGCUUACUACCACCCCUUUCUGAAGGAGUAGACACAAGCUAUGAAAAGGAGUUUCUGCUGGAGUUGCUGGUUUCCCGUCACGAGCGACGAAUAUCUCAAAUUCAGCAACUCAACCAGAUGCCUCUUUAUCCCACAGAGAAGAUUAUUUGGGAUGAAAAUAUUGUCCCAACUGAGUAUUAUUCUGGAGAAGGUUGUCUCGCACUUCCAAAACUGAAUUUACAGUUUCUGACUCUUCACGACUACCUGCUAAGGAAUUUCAACCUCUUCCGGUUAGAAUCUACCUAUGAGAUUAGACAGGACAUUGAAGAUAGCGUCAGUAGGAUGAAACCAUGGCUAUCAGAAUAUGGAGGUGUGGUCUUUGGUGGAUGGGCUAGGAUGGCACAACCAAUUGUCUCUUUCACAGUGGUAGAGGUGGCAAAGCCCAAUAUUGGUGAAAACUGGCCCAUGCGAGUACGAGCAGAUGUCACAAUUAAUUUAAAUGUCCGCGAUAGCAUCAAGGAUGAAUGGGAAGGUCUGCGUAAACAUGAUGUCUGUUUUUUGAUUACGGUACGUCCCACGCAGCCUUAUGGCACUAAAUUUGACCGCCGCCGACCUUUUGUUGAGCAGACUGGCCUGGUGUAUGUCCGAGGUUGUGAAAUCCAGGGCAUGUUAGAUGAGAAAGGACGUGUUAUUGAAGAAGGACCGGAACCUAAACCGAGACUUAAAGGGGAUUGCAGAACAUACAGGGUAUUUUUGGAUCCAAACCAAUAUCAACAAGACAUGACCAACACAAUUCAGAAUGGAGCAGAAGAUGUAUAUGAGACAUUUAAUGUAAUAAUGAGAAGAAAACCAAAAGAAAACAAUUUCAAGGCUGUUCUGGAAACUAUUAGGAAUUUGAUGAACACGGAUUGUGUGGUUCCUGACUGGCUGCAUGACAUCAUUCUUGGAUAUGGAGACCCAAGUAGCGCACACUAUUCAAAAAUGCCAAAUCAGAUUGCAUCUCUGGAUUUUAAUGACACUUUUCUCUCCAUUGAUCACUUAAAAGCCAGUUUUCCUGGAUAUAAUAUUAAAGUUACUGUUGACAAUCCAGUUCUGCAGAUACCCCCAUUCAGGAUAACUUUCCCAAUAAAAGGAGGUAAAGGAAAGAAAAGAAAGGAAGAGGAUGGGAAUGAAGAAAAACCUGAAGAAGCUAAAACAUUGAUUGUAGAACCUCAUGUCAUCCCAAACAGGGGACCGUAUCCAUAUAAUCAGCCAAAACGUAAAUUGGCCCAAGAGUUUAUCGGAAUGCAACCUGGGCUAACUAUGGUGGUAGGUCCACCUGGUACUGGAAAAACUGAUGUAGCAGUCCAGAUAAUAUCCAAUCUUUAUCAUAAUUUCCCAGAACAGCGAACACUUAUAGUUACCCACUCUAAUCAGGCUCUGAACCAGCUGUUUGAGAAAAUCAUGGCUCUAGACAUUGAUGAGCGCCACCUCCUGCGUCUGGGUCAUGGAGAAGAGGAGUUGGAGACAGAGAAAGAUUUCAGCAGGUAUGGAAGAGUUAAUUAUGUCCUCGCUCGAAGACUAGAGCUUCUACGAGAAGUUGGGCGAUUGCAAGAGAGUCUUGGAGUCCCAGGAGAUGUUUCUUACACUUGUGAAACAGCGGGCCACUUCUUCCUAUACCAAGUAAUGUCUCGUUGGGAAGAAUAUAUCAGUAAAGUGAAAGUUAAAGGUGGAAAACUGCCUGAUGUUUCAGAUGUCUCCAGUUUCUUUCCUUUUCACCAGUAUUUUGCGAAUGCUCCUCAACCAAUUUUCAAAGGCAAAUCCUAUGAAGAAGAUAUGGAAAUUGCUGAAGGGUGUUUUAGACAUGUUAAGAAAAUAUUCACUCAGCUUGAGGAAUUCAGAGCAUUUGAACUUCUCCGCAGUGGCCUGGAUAGAUCCAAAUACCUCUUGGUCAAAGAAGCAAAAAUUAUUGCCAUGACUUGUACUCAUGCUGCUCUGAAACGACAUGACUUGGUUGAAUUAGGUUUCAAGUAUGACAACAUCUUAAUGGAAGAGUCUGCUCAGAUUUUGGAGAUAGAAACCUUUAUACCUCUCCUGUUGCAGAACCCGCAGGAUGGAUUUAGCCGCUUGAAGCGGUGGAUUAUGAUUGGUGAUCAUCAUCAGUUGCCCCCAGUCAUUAAGAAUAUGGCUUUUCAAAAAUACUCCAACAUGGAGCAGUCCCUUUUUACACGGUUUGUUCGUGUGGGAGUGCCAACUGUUGAUCUGGAUGCACAAGGAAGAGCAAGAGCAAGUUUAUGUAACCUCUACAAUUGGCGUUACAAGAAUCUGGGUAAUUUGCCUCACGUCCAGCUUCUGCCAGAGUUUAGAACAGCCAAUGCUGGGUUUUUAUAUGACUUCCAGCUAAUAAACGUAGAAGACUUCAAUGGUGUGGGAGAGUCUGAACCCAAUCCUUAUUUCUAUCAGAAUCUUGGUGAAGCAGAGUAUGUUGUGGCACUCUUCAUGUAUAUGUGCCUGCUUGGUUAUCCUGCAGACAAGAUAAGUAUCCUGACAACAUACAAUGGACAAAAACACCUGAUCCGUGAUGUCAUUAAUCAGCGUUGUGGAAAUAAUCCACUGAUUGGACGGCCAAACAAGGUGACAACUGUAGACAGAUUUCAAGGUCAGCAGAAUGAUUUUAUUCUUCUUUCACUAGUGCGCACCAAAGCUGUAGGCCACCUUAGGGAUGUCCGAAGACUAGUUGUUGCCAUGUCAAGAGCCAGGCUUGGGCUUUAUAUCUUUGCAAGGGUAUCACUGUUUCAGAACUGUUUUGAGUUAACUCCUGCUUUCAGCCAGCUCACAGCUAGACCACUUCACCUCCAUAUAAUUCCCACAGAAUAUUUUCCAACAGUAAGACAGAAUGGAGAAAGGCCUUCUCACCAAAUACAUGUUAUAAAGAACAUGCCUCAAAUGGCUAAUUUUGUGUACAACAUGUAUAUGCACAUGAUACAAAGUACACGCCACUACCGACAGCAUUUACUGCCCCCACCUGCCAUGAUUGAAGAAACUGAAACUGCUCAAACUCAAGAGACAGAAGUAGAAGUUGAAGCACAAAGUAUGCAGGAAGAUACAGAAGAAAAUAAAGCAGAGGAAGAAGUAGUAAAGGAAGGAGAAUUGAAAGCAGCAGAAGCGGAUGAACACCGAACAAUGCCAGAACACCCAGGAAGAGACAGUGAUAGUGAAGACAGUGAACCUGAGGAUGAGACGGAAAAGUGAUUCAAGUGAUCUGUCCUCUACGUGUUUUGGAAAAAAAGGACUGGAAAAAGCAGAUACUAACACCAUUGCUAUUUUCACCUGGACUUUUUAAAAUGGUUACCUGUGUAAUGUGACCUGUUUUAUCUGUUUUCACUGAAUACUUCAGUGGACAAAUGUAAUGAUUGGCAAGCUUUUUACUGAAUUCUUGUCAGUUUCAGUAACGUAAUGUGCUUCAUGGCCUCACCUGAUAGGUGAUUUCCUUUUCAUAAGUUGCUUAGUAAAGAUGCUUUUAUGAUAGUUUUAAAUGUUUUUUAAGUCAUUAGCCUUUAGUCCAGUCACUGAGUCAUCCAUUAAACUUUACUGAUAACUAUAUUCAGUACUGCUCAGCUACUCUUUAUAGUUUUCUUAACAUUUUUGUGCUGAAGAUUUCUUGUACAGACCUGAGCUUUGUAUACACUGAGAUGGUUUUUUAGGCCUAGGCUUCAGUUCAAUAAAGUAUUUAAUUGUGUGUCUGAGAAUGUGAACUCCCAUGGGACUUGGAGAUGUUUAAAAGCUUUAUUCACUUGGGACCUUAAUAGUAGGUUUUCAGAAUGUCAUUAAGGCCCAGGUGCUACUAGCAGUUUCUCAUUAAUGUUUGCUGCUGCUGUUAUUAAUUGAUCAUUGUUUACACAAGAAAGGAGGAUGCAGCUUUUCAACAGCAUUAUUUUUUAAAUUGUAGUGCUUUGAUACAAGAAAUAUCUCUUUCAUUUUAAGAGGAGACAGUUAUUUCCUGGGAUGAAGCAACAUCAAGGAAAGUGAAAGUAGUUCCCUAGAAGUGGGAUUUACAGAACAUCAAAUACGCAUAUUUAUAAUGUAAUGGUUGAGUGAGUAGGCUUUCUGGGUUAAUUUCCAAAUAUACAUCUUUCAUAAACUGAUGAGUGAAAGGUUUUUCCCUGAUUUAUUAAGCCUCUCUGUCAACUUGGCAAAUGAUUCAAUGGUUCAAUGAAACUUAUGCAUUUCCCAGUAGAUUUUCAAACAAAGCAAUAGCCAUAGGAACAUCCUUUAUUGCUGGCAAAGGAAAAAUACUUAGUUUUAAAAUGCAGCACUUGUGAAGUUGGCAGAAGGAUUUCCUCACUAAAUUGGCCAAAGAAUCAUUAACUUACAAGCCUUUAUUAAUAAGACUAAAGUUCUUUAUUUUUUUCUUACCUUUUUUCUGCUAUAAAAAUGUUUAAAAAAAAAAAAAGUAAGCCAAGUUUUUUUAUGAGACAGCUCUAUUAUGUGUUUGCUGAGAUCUCGUUUUGCUCCCUUCUUCUCCCUGCUCUUCCUCCAUUCCCAAAUCGUUCUCCCCAUAUCAGUUACACGAUACCUCACAUAUAACAAAUCGCAGUGCUGGUACACAGUGUUCUUUGAUGCUUUUUCUUCACUGCUGAACUAUCUCAAACAAGAAAAUUUGAGCAGAAUGUAUAUUCAUUCCUUGCUUAUUCUAGGUAGAAGGGAGCGCACUGAUUAUUUCCCAGUUUUCUGUGUUUGGAGGGCAAAUAGUGCAGAGCUGAAUAUCUGGGUGAAAACAGCUUCAUGAAAUAAUAUUCAAAUUCAGUCAGGGAUGAAUAAUACAGGGCCUUCAGGCAACAUGUGACCAGCUCAGCUGAGGGUCAUCUUUGCUUUCCAGCCUGUUUUCUGAAAAUAUCUGCAUCUGACAAUCAUUUUACUGUGCUUCAGAAUUUUAAGGGGAAAAACUGGAAAAGAAUUCUGGAGGUUUCUUUUUUUUCUCAAAAGGCUGAUUGAACUGACAGGAAUUCUUAUCGAUAAUUAGUACAGAGAAUGACUAUUAUAAAGCAACUGAAGCCAAAAGGAACUGUGAAGACGUUUUUUAGUUGUGCACAGUCUGCGGUGAAAUCUUGCUGCAGGUCUGUGACCUCAGUUAGCCUGCAUGAUGGCUGUGAUCCAUGUGCCGGUCUGCGUACAUGGUCACUUCUGCACAUGUUGGCUUCUUAGAAGACUGUACUUGGCAAGUUGUUCUACAGUAGGACUACAGUGUUGCCCUAAAAUGGUGAGUGGAGUUGUAAUGAAGGUUGUUACUGGGCAGGGUGCAAGAGGCUGUCAAAUUACAAACAAUUGCAAAAUCUUGAAGUACAACUUUACUAUGCAGUUUACUGAAGGACCAAGCACCACCCAUAAUAUAGAUGGAAAGUUUUGUUGAGUGGACUAAAGCUGAGCAAAUGUUUCAUUAUCUUUGCCACCAUCUUCCAUAUGCUGAAGUUUACUCUUUUCAGGGAUGUGAAAGCAUUAAAGACAAUUUUCAAAAGUCUGGACUACAAUGUUUCCAAGCACUGCUACAAGGAAAAGUUUUAGGGGUUUGAUUUGGAGUAGGGGGUUAGGGGUUUUUGAGGGAGGGAGGUCAAAGCUUUUUCAGCUUUUUUUUUUUUUUUAGUAUUUUUAGUAAAGGAUGUUCUUUGUCUUUUCCACCAAAAUACAUGUAGUUUUCAGGUUCUGUUUACAUUUUCUCACAAGAAAGAGGUGGUAGGAGAAGUGAAUCUGCCUAAAACUAAUUUUGAUUUACAUGGUUUGUUUCCUGAAGGCAAUAUUUACUUAGAACUCAGCAUCCCCUUCUGAUAGCUCAAUCUUUAUUCUAAUGAAUAAGAUCCAGCUGUUAAACUAAAUAAUAUAUUUUUCCCAAGAGAACUGAAAUUUCAAAAAGCAUAAAAUAUAUAUAAAUUCAAUAUAUUUCUUAAAGAAAUGGAAUCCGUAAACAACUGAACAAAACCAUUGUUAACGUAGUUUCAAAAAAUUUAAGUUGAAGUGUUGCUGCAUAAAAUUAUAGCAAUGCAGGAAAACGUAGAGAACAAAAUCUGUCUGAAGAGAUCCUUUAAGGGUAUAAACCAAGUGACAAUAUAUAAAAAACACUUAUUUUAUUGUUCCAAGUUGAUGUAGUAAAGAAACUGAAUACUUUCUUAGGGAAAUGAGAACUGUUGGUGGUUUUGUUAAUUUGUAUUUAUUUAUCUAACACUUCCAUUUUGAUUACUGAUGUUUUCUGCUCAGUUAUGUAAGUGCUGUGUCUGGUCUGAACUCCCAAGCUGUUAAAAAAUCUUGUUUUCUAAACACUGAUAUCUAAGGGAUUUUUUUUUUCAAUUACCCAAUUUUUCUCUUAUUACACUGAACCAGUAAAACAAUUUAGGUGCUACUUUCCAGAUAUAUUUAAAAAGAGACUAAUUUAUAAACAGUUCAAUCCUUGAACUUUAAUUUGUGCUGAUGGCGAAAAUGGCAUUGUAAUUCAAUGUACUGAUCAUUUCUGUAAUAGCUAGGAAAAGAAGGGCAAAACCAGUUUACUCUCAUACUCUUCCGUUUUCCUUACACAGCUGAGAUGGUACUAUGUAAAUACAGGCCCCUUUCCUUCUCUGACUCUGAUAUGAUGCAUUAGGUGCAGGUUUAGAUACGAUCCAAGAAGCUAUCUUAAUCACUUUCAGAGCAUGGUUUGCUUUUGCUGUAGUCUGUAUGGAACUUCGAAGCAGUUUGGCAGUGCAGCCAAGACAGCGGGUAAGUUGGUUCUAAAACAUUCAGGACCAGCUUUGCCAAGGGACAAAGACUAGACAAGCAGGAGCAGGAGGUUUUAAUAAGCGGUUUAAAAAAAAUGAAGAUGUCCAUAAACUCCUCAAGGCAAUGCUUUUUCAUAGCCUACCUUGCACUUUAAUAGUGGAUGCCACGUACUGCUGUAUGCGUUUGCUAAGGUUCUAACUUGCUUCAGAAAGGAAGCAAGCAUCCUGCCACGUCAGCUCCCUCUUGGAAUGGAUCUUUGCAGUUUCAUGGGACAUUAGAAGAAUAAGAAUCCUGAAGAAAAGUAUUGUGAUGAGCAGCUGAAGUUAAAUUAUCCUGACAGAAUGGCUUUGCUGACAGGACAAAUGAGAGCAGUUUUGUACGUUGAAAUAACAAACCUGUUUUAAAAAGACCUGCAGGGUAUUUUGAUCACUUAUUGGAUAAGCAAGUUGACAUAUAAUUCUAUUGAAACUAGAAUUAGGUAACACUUGGAAACUCCUAGAGCAAACAGACAAAAGGAAAUAUUCUAGCCAACAAAUGAAUCACAACCUACAGCAGUCAAGAAGCUAUAAAUUCUAUUAAGAUGCAUGGCAAACAUGGUAAUCCUCCCACAGUACAAAAUGAGUGUUUUCAGGGGAGUUUUGGAGGCUGUUUCUAUGGCCCUUAGUGCUUCCCUUGCUAUCAGUUUUUUACAUGUAGUUUUCUUGCAAUACGUUUGCUUCAGAGGACUGGUUGCCACUCUAUACGCUAUAGUGCUAAUAAACAUGUUUUAAAAGAAAGCUAUUAAAAUUGCAAAUCAAAGAAGUAGAACUUUCUUGAAAGACUGUUGACUAAACAGCCUCUGUAGUUGCCACCAACUUUUAGGUGGUUUCUAAAAAGUACAGUACUCAAACUUCCAAAAUGAAAUUUCUCCUUACUAGCAUAGGCAUCUGCAAAAUUAUCACAACAAAAAGAAUACAAUAAGAUGGGGAGAAACAAUACCCACUCACCACUCCCUUUCAUUGGCCAGUUUGUAAAUAGUAAGAUUUCAGGAGACUAAAUUCUAGUAUUUCAACAAGAAAAUGAUCAUCUUUUCCCACUCCUGUCUUAGGUAACAAGGGCAGAUUAUUCUCUCUCUGCCUUGCACUGGAAGGGCUUUAAGCAGCUUAAUCUAACCUGUACCAUGGAUAAUGCAGCAUGUUGCUCUUGAGUAAAAAUAAUUACAUUUUGUUUCCUUGGUGAUUUUCACUCUCCUUGGGAAAAGAGCAAGGACAAGGAUUUUUAGAUCAAGUAAUAACACAUUUAAAUAUAAUGCAGAAGCUUGUUGCCAUAUUGUUGUAUCUGGAAAACAAGAUAACAAUAAAAGCUGAAGAAGAGUCAUUCCAGCUUUAGGUAAGAAACUUCCCAGCGUUCAGGCACUUUCUUGCCUGAAAAACAGUACCAGAAUUUCGUAUGCAUGUACGAGGAUCUUUCAGGCAAAGGUAGACCCAAGCACAAAGUUGAGCCUUCUGUUUUCAGUUUCAGAGUUCAUCUAUAGGUGUCAGUGAACAAGUGCAUACAACUGCAGUGCAUGUGUGCCUAAUGAAAUACAAUUUAAUGAUUCGAGAGAAGAGCAUAAAAGAAUAAGGUAGAGAUUCAAAUAAGGGUCAGGGAUAUAUCUUUCUUGGCACUGCUUGCAAGAGAUAAAAAGAAGCCGCCUUUAUUGCGUUUAUCAAGUGUGAAUUCCUAAACUGCUGCAACCCAAUGCAAGAGAAGCCCUGCUACGCAUCUACAGACGCUUCAGCAUCCUGCUGUGCUAGCCUGACAUCUCUUGUGUGUCAAGAGCACUUAUUUUUAGAUGGGACGGUCAUUAGGGACAUAACGUAUUUUAACUACUGUAAAGGAAGUAGUUUAAGGGCAAGAGAAGUGGAUAGAGGCAAGCUCAGUAUAGACGUACUAAAAUUCCGUUUCUGACCUUAAUCCACAGCAGUACCGACUUGCCCUAUUUUUGAGAGUGAUUUUUGGCAGCAGCAGUAAUGUCCUAUUGAGCAAUAUCAUGUUUUCUAAAAUGAGAUAUACUACGUUUUGCAUGCUGAGUCAGAGAGGGGAGAAAGUGCCUGAAGGAUAAUCCCCUUAUACUGAGGAUGCACAUAAGAACGCUAAAACAAGACUAUUUGGGAAAAAGCUCAAUUGCCCAAGAGUCAUCUUGCUGUGCUGUUACUGACCAGUUCUGGGAAAAUGCAUGGUAUUAAAUAAACAGUUGCUGUAUUGCAAUGUAUGUAAACGUGAUCUAAGCUUGAACAGAACUCAUGUGUAUCUAAAUAUUGCCUCUGUAUGGCUAAAUUAAAACCUACCUAAAAUUUACCCUAAAUUAAAAAUGAAAAAGGAAACUGAGUAUCUGUAACUUUUAAUGUUACCACAUUUCUGUCCUCAGAGACAAAAAAUGCGUUCAGCUGCAUGUGCCUUGUUCAUUUUGUCUAUU
Messenger RNA from Struthio camelus australis, 10360 nucleotides. The record is from RefSeq and is a predicted model, not a curated record. Lineage: Eukaryota; Metazoa; Chordata; Aves; Struthioniformes; Struthionidae.